Haemonchus placei is the source of this 261-nucleotide messenger RNA. The record is from the annotation of a GenBank genome assembly. Lineage: Eukaryota; Metazoa; Nematoda; Chromadorea; Rhabditida; Trichostrongylidae.
AUGGCUAUCCAGGCCGUGGGUAUGGAGGCUACGGCCCAGGAUAUGGAGGGUAUGGCAGAGGAGGAUAUGGAGGCUAUGGAAGAGGAGGAUACGGAGGGUAUGGCAGAGGGUAUGGAGGAUAUGGAAGAGGAGGCUAUGGCCGAGGGUUUGGAAGAGGAAGAGGAUUCGGUUUCGGACGUCGCGGAGGAUUUGGACGAGGAUUUGGACGAUUUGGCCGAUUCGGAUAAAUGCUUUCUACAAAGUGUAAUUAAUGUAAUGUAA